Molecule: messenger RNA, 1398 nt
Organism: Symbiodinium sp. CCMP2592
Lineage: Eukaryota; Dinophyceae; Suessiales; Symbiodiniaceae
Source: the annotation of a GenBank genome assembly
AUGGAGUGCGUGAUCUGUCUCGAUAGCCUGGCUCUGGCGGAUCGAAAGGAGUUCGAGCUGAUGCUGAUGAUGCUCGCGUGGGGCUUCGCUGAUUUCGAGCUGAUGUUGAUGAUGCUCGCAUCGGGCUUCGUUGAGUUCGAGCUGAUGCUGAUGAUGCUCGCGUCGGGCUUCGCUGAUUUCGAGCUGAUGUUGAUGAUGCUCGCAUCGGGCUUCGCUGAGUUCGAGCUGAUGCUGAUGAUGCUCGCGUCGGGCUUCGCUGAUUUCGAGCUGAUGUUGAUGAUGCUCGCAUCGGGCUUCGUUGAGUUCGAGCUGAUGCUGAUGAUGCUCGCGUCGGGCUUCGCUGAUUUCGAGCUGAUGCUGAUGAUGCUCGUGUCGGGCUUCGCUGAUUUCGAGCUGAUGUUGAUGAUGCUCGCAUCGGGCUUCGCUGAGUUCGAGCUGAUGCUGAUGAUGCUCGCGUGGGGCUUCGCUGAGUUCGAGCUGAUGCUGAUGAUGCUCGCGUCGGGCUUCGCUGAUUUCGAGCUGAUGUUGAUGAUGCUCGCGUCGGGCUUCGCUGAUCUCGAGCUGAUGCUGAUGAUGCUCGCGUCGGGCUUCGCUGAUUUCGAGCUGAUGCUGAUGAUGCUCGCGCCGGGCUUCGCUGAUUUCGAGCUGAUGCUGAUGAUGCUCGCGUCGGGCUUCGCUGAGUUCGAGCUGAUGCUGAUGAUGCUCGCGCCCGGGGAUAGGAGAUUGAGUUUGAAAGGAGUUCGAGCUGAUGCGGAUGAUCUCGAGCUGAUGCUGAUGAUGCUCGCGUCGGGCUUCGCUGAUUUCGAGCUGAUGCUGAUGAUGCUCGCGCCGUGCUUCGCUGAUUUCGAGCUGAUGCUGAUGAUGCUCGCAUCGGGCUUCGCUGAUUUCGAGCUGAUGCUGAUGAUGCUCGCGUCGGGCUGCGCUGAUUUCGAGCUGAUGCUGAUGAUGCUCGCGUCGGGCUUCGCUGAUUUCGAGCUGAUGCUGAUGAUGCUCGUAGUUGGGUCGAACUGCUACCCUGCUGUUAGUUCAGAGGCGGAGCUCCGCGGCGAGAUCUUCGAGGAGGCGGUUUGCGACGAACAGGUGGUGCGCUACCGAGUGUUUGGCCCAGAGACGGGGCCAACGCUUCUGGUGUUGCGCGAUUCAGGCAUGUUCGCCCAAGCCCUGGCAGAGCGAUUCCCGGAGACUGCCCUCAGGGUGAUCGAAGUCCAAGGUGGUGUCACCGAUGCCCGCGCACUGCUGCAGCACCUCGCACUCAGGCCCUUUGCGCUUGCCAGUGCUGAUCCAGCAGACGGUGCUGCGGCAGAGCUGGGAAUCCAGCUCUGGGUGGUCGAGCCCGGAGAGGUCCCGACGCUGGAGGAGCGAGCCCGCCUCUACGCGCUCCUGCCCGAAAGGAGCUGA